CGCAGCUGAUCCCUUUCGCUUUCCUUUCAAGGUGGCCGAGAAAAUAAAAUGCCCAUCCUGAUCUCCAAGAUCUUUAAGGGGCUGGCUGCUGAUCAGACAGAGGCGCUGUACGUGGGAGACGCCAUUCUCUCCGUCAACGGGGCCGACCUUUCGGAGGCGACGCACGAUGAGGCCGUGCAGGCGCUCAAAAAGACGGGCAAGGAGGUGGUCUUGGAGGUGAAGUACAUGAAGGAGAUCUCGCCGUAUUUCAAGAACUCCUCGUCCGGGGCCACCGUCAGCUGGGACCCCGCGCCCGCUGCCUCCCUUCAGAAGCAGGCCUCGCCCAUCCUGUCCCUGAGAGACCUCAAGGAAGGGAAGAACGUGCCCCUGAAAAUGUGCUACCUGGCACGGAAGUGUCUCCCCAGCGACCCC
Pelodiscus sinensis (Chinese soft-shelled turtle) is the source of this 411-nucleotide messenger RNA. The record is from RefSeq and is a predicted model, not a curated record. NCBI's taxonomy places the organism in Eukaryota, Metazoa, Chordata, Testudines, Trionychidae.